CUCAAGAAGAAGCGCGCAGGCGCUGAGGACUGUCGUCUGUCCUCCUCCCGUGGGACAUUUACACAUGUUUACCUGCACAAGUUCACUUUAAUGUUGUAGACUCCUGCAUUCUGGGCGCUCUGGACACUUUGGAGACAUCUGGGGCGCGUCGUGCGUAAAAGUGGUGCGUAAAAGCUUUGGAGGCCAAGUUUUUCACCAAUUUUGAUUCAAACAGGCAGCAGCAUCACACGCGAGGCACUGUGGACAUAAACAGAAUCUCACAGUGAAGGAGGAGCCCGAAGGAACCCGGGGAUCAGCGGGAGGAGCUCGGAGCUGUGGCCCGGAGGAGGGAUGCUGGCCGCGGACUCGCUGCAGGCCGCGGACUCUCUGCCCCCUGUGGACCCCGUGGACUCGCUGCUGUCUCCCGUGGACGCCGCGGACUCGCUGCUGCCACCCGUGGCGCAGGAGCAGGUGGUGGAGUGUGGACCGAAUAAACUCGGGGACAUUUUCACAUUCGUGUCUCAGGGCAGUUUCUCUGACGCGGUGCCGCCGCUGCGUAAAAAGAACCUCAAGAGAUACGCGCGAAAGUUUAUUAUAGAAGGUGGAAAGUUGUUUUAUGUUGGAGUGAAGCGUGAGGAGAAACGUGAGGUGGUCAUCGAUCCAGAAAGGAAGAGGCAGAUCUUCCUGGAGUGUCACUUCAAUGACGUGGGAGGGCAUCUGGGCCAAAAGAAGACGGUGCACCGGAUCCAGAGCCGCUACUACUGGCUCGGCAUCAUCAGGGAUGUGGUGGACUGGAUUAAAGUUUGUGAGACGUGUCGCGGAGCCGAGAGGAGCAAGAGCCAGAGCCGAGCUGUGAGAGCGCCUCGUAUGGCCACUCCCUGGGACUGCGUUUCCGCCCUCAUCCUAGGUCCAUUCCCGCUCUCUCCUGGGGGAAACUCUCAUGUUCUCGUCGUCUUGGAUCACUUCAGUAAAUGGCCUGAAGCUUUUCCUCUGCAGACACCGGACCCGGAGUGUGUUGCCCGCGGCCUGUCCUCCUGCGUCUACAGGUUUGGAGCUCCUAAAAUCAUCGCCCUCACCCAGAGCCCAGACUUCUGCUCCCAGGUGACCCGUGAACUGAGGGAGAAGUGGAGCCUCCCCCUGACCAUCUCCUCGGUGGACCAGCCCCUCGACUGUAGUGCCCCCGCUCUGAGACACACGGUACUGCAGCUGGUGGAGGACAGGCAGGAGCAGUGGGAAGGGCAUCUGGAGCAGACACUGUUUGAACUGAGGACAAACAUGGACCAAAACACCAAAUACAGCCCCUUCAGUCUGCUGUUCAGCCGGAUGCCCUCCCGCAGCGCACAGAGUUCUGAUCAGAGUCAAGAAAAGUCCUGUCCACAUCUGAGAGCCAUCCAGGAGCAUCAGGAGGCCCUCAGACAUAAGGUUGUGGAGAACAUGAACGUGUCGCACAAACAGGAGAAGAGGAAAAACUCCAAACAGAAAUCUCACAAAAUCAGAAUCACUUCAAACUCUUUUUUUAACGGCUCAAAUUCGGCCGAUGACCUGGUGAAGAAGCACCGCUCCGGUUUGUACUUCCCCGAGGACAGCGCCCCCUCCAGGCCACACAAACCCGACCUGGACUUCCACCUGCAGACUGUGCAGUGACACAUCUACAUUUCAGCUGCAGUUAUUUAUUAAGAGGUUUGUUCUAGAUUUGUACAGAAUGUAAAUAAAGACGUGACCCUGCCUUUAAAAAUCAGCCUGUUGUGUCUCUAUGGUUCUCGUCUGUGACCCUGUGGAUCAUUAUGUCAUAAUAAAACAUUUUAAAUUACAAUAUUCAUCUAAAACGACUUCAUAAAAGAAACAAAUCCGCUGACUUCCACGUCUGAAAACCGCGGUGUCCAAUGGAGCUGACGUCACCGUAAACGUCAUCACUGCCUCUGCAGUGUGGAGACAAAACAACUUCAGCUAAACUCAGACAAGACUGAAAUCAGAGUCUUUGGCCACAGAAACAUAGAGAGACUGGAACUGAAACCUUCAAAUCAGGCUAGAAAUGUAGAGGUAAUAAUGGACUCAGACUUGAACUUUAACAGCCACAUCAAAUCAAUAACAUCUGCAGCUUUUUACCACCUAAAAAAGAUUCAUAAAAAUCAAAGGUAUACUGUCGAAGCCAGACUUAGAGAGACUUAUCCUGCGUUUGUCUCCAGUAGGUUAGACGACUGUAACGUCCUGCUCACUGGCCUCUCCAAACAAGCCUUAAGACAGAGCAGUCCAUCCAGAACAUCCAGAACACUGCUGCUCGGGUCAGGACUAGAACCAGGAAGUACGAGCACAUAAGUCCUGUGCUCAGGUCUCUGGCUCCUGUGGCUCAGAGACUUUAAAGCAGCUCUGAUUGUGAACAAGUCUCUACAUGGACCAGCACCAAAGAACAUCUCCGACAUGUUAGUGCCACAUGAACCAUCUCACACUCUGAGGACUUCAGGGACUGACCUCCUGCUGGUCCCACAGUCAGGACUAAACAUGGAGAAUCAGUGUUUCAGUUUUAUGCAGCUAAAACCUGGAACAUUCUUCCUGAAGAUGUGACACAGGCCUCUACUUUGACAAUGUUUAAAUCCAGG
Molecule: messenger RNA, 2576 nt
Organism: Periophthalmus magnuspinnatus
Lineage: Eukaryota; Metazoa; Chordata; Actinopteri; Gobiiformes; Gobiidae
Exons: 8
Coding region: 331-1623 (430 amino acids)
Molecular function (GO): nucleic acid binding
Source: RefSeq, a predicted model, not a curated record